ACCGAGCAAAUGUUCGCGGUCGGAUCCAGGAGGAAGAGGAGACGAAGGGGGGAAUGGGAUGCUAUAGCAUUUAAAGAAAAAGGAAGAGAUUAAUCGCAGUUAAAAUACUGUACAAUUCGAGUGAAGUGUGUGGAAGAUAGAGGAGAGUGCGGCUGCAGCAGAUUAUGGCAUCUGCUACCGAAGAUUUGAAGAUGGAGAACCAGUUUUCACCAGAUCCUGAAAGUAGCAAGAUUCCACAUGGAGUCAGGGCUGAUGCGUCACCUGAUGCAAAAUGCCCCAUUUGUCUAGACAGAUUUGACAACAUGUCCUACAUUGAUCGCUGCUUUCAUAAAUUCUGCUUCCGCUGCAUUCAGGAAUGGUCACGAAAUAAAGCUGAAUGUCCCCUGUGCAAACAACCUUUUAACUCAAUUUUCCACAGUGUGCGGACUGAAAAUGAUUUUCAGGAGUAUGUACUGAAGGCAACAGAGAAUGGCUCGUUUGCCAGUCCAGGUGGGCAGAGGUUUAGAUACCGAACAACACUGACGCGUGAACGUCGCAGCACCCGCCAACCUCGAAGGUCCCCUGUUCUUCCUGAAUUGCCUGACAACGGAGUGGUAUUUGAAGGAUUUGGAAGGCAGCCCCGGAUGUAUCAGGGACAGAGCUUGCGUCGAAUGAUGCAGCGAAUGAGCGCCCGGAGGAGAGCACAGUCUGAGGGAAGAUCCACACGCCAGGUCCAAGAACAAGAGAUGAUCCGUUUUAGACGGGAGUUGUACCGUUCGGGCUUGAGGGUAAGGAAUGUCCAGGAUGGAGGUCGGUAUCGAGAUAUUUCUGCCGAAUUUUUCCGGCGCAAUGCAGCCUGUCUUCACCGGUUAAUGCCGUGGUUAAAACGGGAGCUCUGUGUCUUGUUUGGCUCCCAUGGCUCUGUUGUCAAUAUUGUGCAACACAUCAUCAUGUCUAACAUUGUUCGAUAUGACAUGGAAAGCGAGGCAUUUCAGGAAGAACUCCGGCCUUUUUUACUCAGCCGCACAGAUCAUUUCUUGCAUGAGUUCAUAAGCUUUGCACGGGCACCAUUCAACAUGGAAUCGUAUGAUCAGAGGGCUAACUAUGACUGUCCAGCUCCAUCCUAUGAGGAAGAAAGUGACUCUGAUUUGUCUGUAAUCACAAUCUCCCCUGACACCGCUCAGGCUCAGGAAGAAGAUAGACCCACUCCCAAUCCUUCAGAGUUAGCACUUGGCUUAAGUCAGGCGACAUGGGAUGAUGAAACACCGGGCCCUUCUUAUUCAGUGACAGAGACAGUGGAGUCAGCUAACUCCUCACCUGGUGAAACGUCUGUUGUUUCUGAAGAGACACCACCACAGCCUGGAUCUUCAUUGCUUGCAGCAUCAAUUAAAACUGAUCCAGGCACAAAUGAAGAGGGGUCUGUCCGUUCCAUCGAUGACUGCCUAAUAGUUGGUUAUGUAAAGCCUUUAGCUGAAAGAACUCCUGAACUAAUCGAGCUAAGUUCAGACUCUGAUGCUUCCAUUCAAGCCACAAGCACUGAGGUUGCUGAACAGCCUGUACAUAUACGAUUCCACAGCACCAGCAGUUUGUCUUCGUCAACUAGAUCAUCAUCAACUAGAUCAUCCGUAUCCAGGGAGCGAUUGAAAAGAAAGAAGUUGAAACAUAAAAAGAGCAACAAAUCAAAAAGAGAUAAGCACCACAGUCAUAAGAAGAGUUCCCGUUCUCGGAGCAGUGCAUCACGUUUGAGCAGGCACAGAGAAAGGACAUUGAGCAGAGUUCAAGGCAGUUCAAAGGAUCGAUCCAGAAUUCGAUCACUUAGUAGAGAUAAGCAUGAUCUUCGGAGGCCCGAGCAAUCAAGCACCAGGGAUAGAACCAUGGUGACUUACUCUUACAGCAGAAGUGAACAUCGAGCUAAAGACUGGAAUAGAAGAGAGAGGGCCAGAUCAGGUAGCAGAGAGCCCCGUGCUCAUCAAUCUCAAGAUAGAAGGCGAUCAAGGAACCGAGAGAGGGUGUCAUUCACCAGAAGUCGGACGAGGUCACAGAACAGUGACUGUGCUGUUUACAGGCAUAGAGCCAGGUCACGUUCUUGGAGCAGAGGUUAUCCUGCUCCGAGAGACAGACAGAGGUCCAGAAGUCGGGAGAGGACGUACAGCUAUAUGAGGGAAUACCAGGAGAGAAACAGAGCUUUCUCCUAUCAGUGGGAAAGAUAUAGUUAUCACAGUAGAAGGAAUGAUGGCUAUGAAUCUGCAACUCGAGCCAGAACUCAUCACAGAAAAGGGUCACCAUGUUCAGAUUAUAGAAUUCGAUCCAGUUCCGAAAGUACAAGUUUCAGGAGUCCAAGUAGCCAUAGAGACGAUAUCUAUUACCAAUAUGGAAGUUAUCGAUCAAGAAGCCCAUCUAGUACCCGAUCUAGAACCACGUCUGGUAGGACCGAUAAGAUUAGGCAAGAGAAACCUGGGGGCAAACGGAAAUAUAAGACUCAUUAUUUGGAAAGUUUCUCCAGCAAAGAGAUGAAAAAUGCAAGUUUGCAAGUUGCUAAUUUAUCAUCAGAAAUUCAUAUGCUGCCCCGACAGGGGGGUAGCUCCCCUGGCCCUCUUUCACAGUGUAGCAGUAACUCGAAGAGUAGUUCAGUGUUACUUGAGAGUACACGAGGCAGCGAACCAAAGUUCAAAAAACAUAAGGAGAAAAAAAGAAGCACAAGUGUGGAAAUAGUGUACGAGGGAAAGGUAACAGAUGCAAGUCGGCACCAUAAGAGGAAAAAGAAAAGAAACAAAAAGAAACAGAAAAGGGAAAAGAGCAGCGAGCAGACUGAUACCGAACAUCAUUCACCCCUUGUCAUAACCAUUGAAAGUGAUAGUGACGUGAUUGUUUCAAGUAUGGAAGAUGGUAAUAGCACUUACGUCACAACUACUAACCUUCUCACAGGUAACAGUUUUGAACUUGACGAGAAACAUGUUCUCAGGACAAUGGAAUCUCCCGACACACCUCCAAACAUUUUCUUGAAUCGCACAAACACAGACUCUUUGGAUGUGUGCAGAGUCUCCCCAGAUUCUGAUCAUAGUCCACCAAAUCCACAUCAACAGACUAACCUUGACCAAGAAGAUGUCAAUCCAGUGACUGAUACUGACAGUCAUCAGAAUUUCAAAGGGGAAGAACGAGACUAUGAUCAACAUUGCUCUUCACCAAGUAGAACCCUUCCUAAAAACUCUUCAGACAGACCACCUUUGAUACUGAAAAUUCCAAAGAGAUUCAUUAAUGGCACCAACUUAUUUAACCGUCCGACGGAAAAUGCUUGAAAAUUGUUUCUCAGCUCUAAGUUGGUUUGAAAAAUUCCUGGUCUCCAUUCCCCAAACCUCCGCCCCCGCCCCCAUCCAACAACCAUUACCACUUCCCCUCCACCCAGGGAAUAUUAUCAGAUUCUUUCAGUAGCUCCAAGAGGAUCAUCAAGGUGGCUUCCUACAUACAAAUUUUUGUUUUUCAAGAAGAACUUCGUGACAAGACCAGUAACAGUGGACAAAUCAAUCGUGUUUGUAGAUGUUGCUUAACAAUACCGUGAAAAUGUAGAUUCCUAUACUGGAUCUAUCCGUUGGAAAUUUUAUAAAUAUGAUGUAUUAAGGUGGGAUUUGACAAGUUGUGUGGGUUUAUCUGUUCAAAUACAUCAGCGAUUCCUUUUCAUCUGACUUUAUCAUUGCCAAAAAUACAGCACAUAAACUUGCGUUUUACUGUUCUAGGUUGUCAUGAAUCACAUAAUACAUGGAAGGGAAGACUCGGAGAGAUUAAAGAAACUUGCACUUCUGUAAAUAAUUUUACUUGAAUGUUCUAAAACAGUUGCCAAAUAUAUAGAUCAAAAUUGGCAAUUGGGUUGGCAAUAAUUUUUUAAAAGUUCAUUUUGAGAACAGGUUUGAACAAAUGUUUAGUUUUCUUUUUGCUGAAGCUUGUGCUCAUCCCAACGAGGACUAUUUCCUCGGGAAAUGAAAUACUUUCAUGCUCCCUUGGUGGCACUUUUGGAUAAAAGGCCUUUUGCUGCACUAACAAUUACAAAUCGAUGUGCUAACAGUUGUGUUCCUUGCCCUUAGGAGCUGGUUUCUCCCACUUUUUACACAGGAUAUCAAUUUCCAUUAACAUUCUAUCACCCUGAUUGAAACUUUCAGCAAACUAGAAUGAUGUCAUGUGAUAGUAGAAGGAGGGCUGUCAGUUUAAGGCAAUUCUAACCUUUUCUACUUCCAGGUCAAUGUUCUUGAUAAUUCAGUUAGAAUAGUGCAUUUUCAAAACAUUGUGCACACUUACUAUAUUCUCAA
This is a messenger RNA of Hemiscyllium ocellatum (epaulette shark), 4277 nucleotides long. RefSeq names its product antiviral innate immune response receptor RIG-I-like. Gene Ontology annotation, cellular component: cytoplasm. Gene Ontology annotation, biological process: protein monoubiquitination; protein polyubiquitination. The transcript is spliced from 2 exons. NCBI's taxonomy places the organism in Eukaryota, Metazoa, Chordata, Chondrichthyes, Orectolobiformes, Hemiscylliidae. Gene Ontology annotation, molecular function: double-stranded RNA binding; zinc ion binding; single-stranded RNA binding. The record is from RefSeq and is a predicted model, not a curated record. Bases 165 to 3275 code for a protein of 1036 amino acids.